UAUUUCUUUAUUUUCUCAUGCUACGUAUUCAAAUCUUCACCCUUUAACAAUUCGACCGUUGAAAACUUUAAAGCUGUGUUUCCUUUUUCUUUUUUAUUUCCUUUGUUGACUUUAGCCUCAUAAAAAUUAGUAUUCAAAGGAAAUAUUUUACACGUCAGAUGGGGACCACUUGUGGCCGUUUUAGAUUUAACAUGAACCGUUGAUCUCCUCUCAAUCGACGGUUCUAGUGACUCGACCGUUGGUUUCAAAAUCCUUCAUUAAAAGACACCAACGGACAGUACAUGAAAAAAUAUUUCAAAUUUCGAAACAUAGCCCAGGUUUUCAACUCUGUAAUAAUAUCGAUUCUAUUUCAAAUUUCAUAUUCUUCGUUUCAUGUGUUGAUUCAUCAAUCUCCUGAAUUCUCUCGAUUCUGAGCUUUUCUUUUUUUUUUUUUUAACGAAAAAAAAAUUCAGUAAAGAAAAAAAAAAUGGUGAAAAUGGCAACUAAUUCUCCGACGUCAUCUCCGGUGACAAUCACCGUCACUUCCUCCGGCGGAUCCCGUAGUAUGGGAUUGACCAGCCCGAAGCCUCGCCACUCACUUUCAAACAACGCGAAUUCCCCCCUCAGCGGCGGCGAAAAUCGCAGAGCUUCUACAAGCGGCGGCGGCGGGGGAAGAUAUCUUUCCUUCUCGAAAGAAAGCACCGACGAAUUCGUAGCAUACACCGUUCAUAUGCCUCCGACCCCCGAUAAUCGGGUUUUCACCGACUCUCAGACCAGCCCCCCUCUCGAUUCGAGAGAAAAAUUGGGGAAAAACCCUAACGAUGGUUUCAUCAAAGACACAAUAUUCACCGGCGGAUUCAACUCCACAACGAAAGCCCACGUGAUAAAAAGCACCGAAGGCGAGCCCGCGACAUUGAAAUCGAAAACCAUCUGCGGAAUGGACGGUUGCGAUGAGAAAGCCGUGGUCGGAAAAAUCAAGAAAAAUCAAUGUGAGUGUGGUUUCGGUAUCUGCAGGGACUGUUACUUGGAUUGUGUAGACAGUGGAGGAGGAAACUGCCCCGGUUGUAAAGAGCCGUAUAAAGACGUAAGCGAUUGCGACGAAGAACCGAGGUCCGACGAGGAGGAAGAUCAGGCGAACCCACUGCCUUCUUGGGGGAGAGAAGUUAAAUUGGAGAAGAAUUUCUCACUUGUGCAGUCUUUCAAGAAUCCAAACCACGAAUUCGACCACACACGCUGGUUGUUCGAAACGAAGGGGACUUACGGGUAUGGUAAUGCUUUGUGGCCGAGAGAGGGCUACGAGUUCGGAAGAGGGAGCGAGAGAUACGACAACCCUCCUGAUUUUUCUGACAGAAGGAACAAACCUUUGACCCGAAAAAUUGGCAUUUCUGCAGCAAUCAUCAGUCCUUACAGGUUGUUGAUUGUUCUUCGUCUAGGGGUUCUGUGUUGCUUUCUAGCAUGGAGAAUAAUGCACCCAAAUCACGAAGCAAUGUGGUUAUGGAUGAUGUCCGUAAUCUGCGAAAUCUGGUUCGCGUAUUCAUGGAUUCUCGAUCAACUCCCGAAGCUCUGCCCCGUUAAAAGGGUCACCGAUCUCUCUGUUCUCAAAGAGAGAUUCGAAUCCUCGGAACCAAAUCUACGAAACCCUAAAAAAUUCUCCGAUCUUCCAGGGAUAGAUGUCUUCGUUUCCACAGCUGAUGCGGACAAAGAACCGCCACUCGUCACAGCGAACACAGUUCUUUCGAUUCUCGCAGUCGAUUAUCCGGUCGAAAAAGUUUCUUGCUAUAUAUCGGACGAUGGUGGCUCGUUAGUGACAUUCGAAGCUCUAGCAGAGGCCGCUAGCUUCGCGAGAACGUGGGUCCCGUUCUGCAGAAAGCACAAGAUCGAACCGAGGAAUCCCGAGGCCUACUUUGGUCAGAAGCGGGACCCUCUGAAGAACAAAGUCCGUCUCGAUUUUGUUAAGGAUAGGCGGAGGGUUAAGAGGGAGUACGACGAAUUCAAAGUGAGGAUCAACGCUUUGCCGGAUUCGAUUAGGCGAAGAUCAGAUGCUUACAACGCUCAAACCGAGAUUAGGGCUAAGAAGAAACAAAUGGAACUCGGGAUAAACAACAAUAUUAAUAAUCCAUCGGAAACAGUUAAAAUCCCGAAAGCUACGUGGAUGUCUGAUGGAAGCCAUUGGCAUGGAACUUGGUCUUCUGCAGAGGAAGGUCACUCCAAAGGUGAUCAUGCAGGAAUUAUACAGAUAAUGUUAGUCCCAGCUAGCCCCGAGCCGUUUUUCGGGCAAGAAGCGGACGAAGAAAACUUGAUGGACACUACAGAAGUGGAUAUCCGAUUGCCUAUGCUAGUUUACGUAUCCCGAGAAAAACGGCCAGGUUUUGAUCACAACAAGAAAGCCGGCGCAAUGAAUGCAUUAGUUCGAGCAAGUGCGAUAAUGUCAAACGGUGCAUUCAUUCUCAAUCUCGAUUGUGACCACUACAUUUACAACUCUUCGGCAAUGAGGGAAGGCAUGUGCUUUAUGCUAGACCGAGGAGGCGACAAAAUUUGCUAUGUUCAGUUCCCUCAGAGAUUCGAAGGAAUCGAUCCGAACGACCGUUAUGCUAAUCACAAUACCGUCUUCUUCGAUGUCAGCAUGAGAGCUCUCGACGGAUUGCAAGGUCCGAUGUACGUGGGAACGGGCUGCAUUUUCCGAAGAAUCGCUAUUUACGGUUUUAGCCCUCCUAUUACAACCGAGCACAACGGUUGGUUCGGCAGAAAGAAAUCAAAAAAGCUUCUCAGGAGAAAAUCGAAGAAUGUCCCGGAAGAAGAUGACGAAAUGCUUCUCCCAAUAAAUGGUGAUAAUUACGAAGACGACGAUGCACACAGAGCCACAUUGGCGAAGCAAUUCGGAAACUCUGUUUCUCUGAUAGACUCUAUCGCUGUGGCUGAAUUCGGAGGGAGGCUACUUCACGAGCUGAGAGGGAAAGGGUGCUUAGGUAGGCCAGCUGGAUCGUUAGCCGUUCAACGAGAGCCAUUGGAUCAUUCGGCCUUGUCAGAAUCUGUGAGCGUAAUCACCUGCUUCUACGAGGAUAAAACCGAGUGGGGUAAAAGGGUAGGCUGGAUUUACGGGUCCGUGACGGAAGACGUUGUCACAGGCUACAGAAUGCACAAUCGAGGGUGGAGAUCUGUUUACUGCGUCACCAAACGUGACGCCUUCAGAGGAACUGCUCCGAUUAACCUAACCGAUCGUUUGAACCAAGUCCUCCGUUGGGCGACGGGGUCCGUUGAAAUUUUCUUCUCGAGAAACAACGCUCUAUUCGCAAGCCCAAGGAUGAAGUUUCUUCAAAGGGUGGCAUAUUUCAACGUCGGAAUAUACCCCUUUACGUCGGUCUUUUUACUCGUGUACUGCCUUCUCCCCGCGUUAUCUCUCUUCUCGGGCAAAUUCAUCGUCCAAUCGUUGGAUAUCACGUUCUUGAUUUUACUACUCUCGAUUACGCUUACACUAUGCAUGCUUGCAUUACUGGAGAUUAAGUGGUCGGGAAUUACGUUACAUGAUUGGUGGAGGAACGAGCAGUUUUGGUUGAUAGGCGGCACAAGUGCACAUCCGGCAGCGGUUAUUCAAGGGCUCCUGAAGGUGAUUGCUGGCAUUGAUAUAUCGUUCACGUUGACUUCGAAGUCAACGGGGGCGGAGGAAGGGGAGGAGGAGUAUGCUGAGCUGUACGAGUUCAGGUGGACGAUGCUUAUGGUGCCUCCGAUUGUGAUAAUAAUGCUGAAUGUGGUCGGGAUCGGGGUGGCGGUUUCGAGGACUGUGUAUAGUCCGUUCCCCGAGUGGAGUAAGCUUAUGGGAGGUGUGUUCUUUAGCUUUUGGGUGCUUUCCCAUUUGUACCCUUUCGCCAAGGGUAUGAUGGGGAGAAAGGGGAAGAUUCCGACCAUUGUUUAUUUGUGGUCGGGGUUGAUUUGCAUUGUCAUUUCUUUGCUUACCGUGUUCGUGUACCCUCCCGUGGGAAGCUUGAGGUACGAGAUUCCUUGAUUAAUAUGGCCCCGGCCCGGCAUUUCUUUCUCAAUGCGUGUUUUUUGUUAUGGUUUUUCAUUAACAUUUUGUUGUUGGAUGAUAUAUGUUUGUAGUUGUCUUUAUUGUUUUUACUUUUGGAAUGAAUUGAACUGGGAGAUUCUGUAGAAUGUGAAUUUUAAUGCAAAAUUGUUUACUCUUUGAAC
Molecule: messenger RNA, 4164 nt
Organism: Erythranthe guttata (spotted monkey flower)
Lineage: Eukaryota; Viridiplantae; Streptophyta; Magnoliopsida; Lamiales; Phrymaceae
Gene: CSLD5
Product: cellulose synthase-like D5
Biological process (GO): cellulose biosynthetic process
Cellular component (GO): membrane
Molecular function (GO): cellulose synthase (UDP-forming) activity
Source: RefSeq, a predicted model, not a curated record